ACGGAUUCAAGUAUGGAGGCAUCAUCCCCACCAUCAGAUCCUUUCUUCGCGAUCGUUGGUUACGCUAAAGUGACAUCCUAGCUUGGCACUCGGCAGUUGAAUUUCGAAACUCGACUGUGGUGGAUCGAGACGUCUCUCGUUUAUCGUUAUUCGCGAUCUUUCGUCUUCCAUCUUCUCGUAAAAAAGUUGCGUGUACGCGAUUUUGUCAGUUUUCUUUCUUAUUCGUUUCUUAUCGUAAUUUCUGUUUAUUGUUCGCGAUGCAUGUCUCGCUCAUGCAAAAACUUCCGAUGCCACAGGUGUCGAACUUCUUUUAUCCGUUCAACACUAGCCUCGAAGAAGAGAUCAAGAGAUUAUUUGUCAAUUUUUCGAUCGAGACAGAAAACACAUCUGUUCCAAAUGUCGAAGAUGUAAUGGAGGAGUUCCGUCAUAAUGGACGUGAUUUUGAAUAUUGUCCAGAUCUGGACAAUGUUACAAUGCCAGAAACGACACCACGCCGCAAGAAAAAUAAGAAACCUUUGCCUACAGAAUGCGUUUUCUGUAGAAAUAAUGGCGAAGAGGAGGCUUAUUACCGUAAACACUUGCUGAAAGAUGCUGAUGGUCGCGUGUCCUGUCCAGUUUUAAGGGCUUAUACAUGUCCAAUUUGCGGUGCGUGUGGAGACAUAGCUCAUACCGUCAAGUAUUGUCCAAAAGGCACCAAAAACCCUGGUACAUUGGCAACAGUAAAUGCGUUCAAACUAUUGAGAAACUCUAUGGGCAAACGACGCGUCAAAUAAAAUACCGUGGCACUCGAGCACGUGUCACCAUUCUUGUGCCAUAAAACAUCAAAAGUAUAUCUUCUUUUCAAGGAUUUCGAAGAAGUGGUGCCUCCAUCCUUAACAACUCUCGCGAGCGUUUCGGUAUCAUCUGCUGGCAGGUAAUUUUACCGUCGUCGCAUCUUUUCAAAUAUAAACGAACCAAAGUGCCUUACAGGAAUGUACAUUAAAUUCCUAGUAACGAUUUCUCGAAACAAUGUUACCAUUCGUUGCUCGGUUGCCAUUGGAUCUUACGAAAUUCAUCUUAUCGAUUAAGCAAAAGAGAAAACAGUUUAUUCUACAUUUCAUUUACUUUGUCUUUAUUUUCUGUUCUUACAUCAUUUAUUUAUUUCGGUUUGGACAAUACGAUAUUUAGUGAAAAAGAAAUAUAAAGUAAAUCACUGAAGCUCGGAGGCAAACUAUGAAAAAGAUUAUUAUUCGAAUCGUAAUAUGAAUCGUCUAGAGUUUAGAUAAUCAAGAGGCUGUAUCCAAAGACAUUUUAGUCAUAAGAAAUUAUUUAUACAAAACGGUGCCAUAUACUCUCGUCAAACGUGUCAUUUUUCUAUAAAGUUUCCUUUGCGA
Molecule: messenger RNA, 1373 nt
Organism: Apis dorsata (giant honeybee)
Lineage: Eukaryota; Metazoa; Arthropoda; Insecta; Hymenoptera; Apidae
Gene: nanos
Product: nanos homolog 1
Exons: 3
Coding region: 258-773 (171 amino acids)
Biological process (GO): oogenesis; negative regulation of translation
Cellular component (GO): perinuclear region of cytoplasm
Molecular function (GO): zinc ion binding; mRNA binding
Source: RefSeq, a predicted model, not a curated record